Messenger RNA from Tetranychus urticae (two-spotted spider mite), 726 nucleotides. RefSeq names its product STAGA complex 65 subunit gamma. Lineage: Eukaryota; Metazoa; Arthropoda; Arachnida; Trombidiformes; Tetranychidae. Gene Ontology annotation, cellular component: SAGA complex. Gene Ontology annotation, molecular function: protein heterodimerization activity; transcription coactivator activity. The record is from RefSeq and is a predicted model, not a curated record.
GCUGUUUAGUUUUUGUUUUGUAUUUUCAUUGCAAUAUCUACUGAAAGUGUCCAGUUUAUUAAUUGUGUCUUAUUUGUUUUCCUAUUGAUUCUAGAUAUGAAUGAACCAGUGUUCAUCAGCCAUUAUGAUAAGAAAUUGAUUGAUAUAAAUGAUUUACCUGUUGGAAAUCCUGUUGUCGUUAAUACUAUUCAACUGCUUAAUUUAUCUUCCAAAUUGGAUCAAGCUUUCACCGGCUCAACUCGGUUUCUUCCCUCAUCAGAUGAUCUACAAUGUCUUCAGCUUAAACAAGUCUCAUCAAAUGACGAUUAUGAUCAUAUUUCUCGCUUCCUCAGUCGAGAAUCUGUUCAACAAUUGUUAAAAAGAGCCAUCCUUUUAAUUACUACUCACUCAGGAUAUCACGAGACCAGUGAAAGCAUCAUUGAGAUACUUACACAGAUCGCUGGUGAAUAUUUGAAAAAGAUUUCCUGUAUUCUUCGAGCCUCUGUUGAUUCUAAACAUUUCAAAGGCGAAAAUGAUUUUAUAGAUUUAAUAAAUCGAGCUUUUGCUGAAAUUGGUAUGGAUUUACCAAAAAUUCAACAUUAUGAAUCAACUCUCAGAUCAUAUCGUAAUAAUGUACAUAAAGAAGUAAUGAAAAAGCUUAAUAUCGUUCACCAAAAUAAUGCAACAAAGUUUAAUUAAUAUUUUGUAUCAAUAACUUUUUCAUAUAAAGUCGUUUACAUAAAUUUA